AUGGAUUAUGAGUCGUCUUCCAAGUUUAUUUCAUCCCUGGCCAAGUUUCUACAGUCACUUUGUAAUGGUUAUGUUGAAUUUGACAAUGGUGUUCAAGUAAUAGGUCAUCUAUAUCUCAGUGUCGACACAGGAAAGACAAUAGACUACAUUUUAAAUGAAAAAGUAUGCAAAACAGACGAAAACAGCGUGACUUUCAUCAGCAAUAGCUUUCACGCACAGCCUGCAGAAAAGCCCAAGCCUCCGGGUAAAAGGAUAGCAAAAGAUUCUGACAAACCUGAUACAAAAAAUGAGGAGGAGCCUGAUGGCUACAGUAAUGUUCAAACAGAACCAAGAAGUACAAAUGUGGGAACUAUGCCAUCAUCUAGGAAUGUAAAUCAGAGCUCACCCCUGUCUCAUGGCGCAAAACGUCCGUAUUCUCCAUCUCAUAAGCAGUCUCAGGUCAAAUCUGGGCGAGUAUCUCCAAAGCAUAAAAAGAGCAAAAGUGAAUUUUUAGAACACAGUGGACAGUCACAAAUUUCAAAUCCCACCAGUGACAAUAGUAUUUCUUCGGCACCUAGUCCAGCUGAUGAUGUUGGGCCAUCACAUUCAGCUCAGCUUUCAGAUACUCCCCACACAUCUCAGUUAAGUGAAUCAUAUCAGCAAAGUUUUUUUCAUCCAGAUGAAGAAAAUUCAUUAGCUGAUGAUUCGGAGGAGAGAGACAUUAAGCCUACCAUUGAUACUGAUGUUACAUUUAUUAAAGAAGAGUUUGCACCAUCUUCAAGUUGUUCACAGUCAGGUAAUCAAAGUCAUGACAGAACGCAUGGUGAAGACUCGAUGUAUCCAUACCAGUCGUCAAAUCAAGUAUUUCCAGGAGGAUAUGCUGGUUUUGGAGCAUCACAAAGGUCAGGUUUCAGCUCGGCAGGAUCAUCUCAUGCAUUCAGCUUAAAUUCUGGGCAAGCUUCAAAAACUGAAGGAGAUGGUCUAGGAGAUCAAUCAGUAAGUUGGAAUGUGGAUUCUUACUUCUAUCAGUCAGAGAAUAUUACGGCACUAUCAUCUGAUAAUACUUGUGAUUUCUGUGGUAAAGUAUUCACCACAAAAAUGAGUUGCAGAGAUCAUCGCAAUGCUGUACAUCUUCAAGUCAGCUAUCCCUGUGAAUUUUGUGGCAAAAAGUUUCCUUACAAAAGAACAAAAAGAAGACACGAGAGUUUCUGUCUGGCUAAAUUUGGACAGUCAUCUGCCAGAUGA
Messenger RNA from Candidula unifasciata, 1224 nucleotides. The record is from the annotation of a GenBank genome assembly. NCBI's taxonomy places the organism in Eukaryota, Metazoa, Mollusca, Gastropoda, Stylommatophora, Geomitridae.